Daucus carota subsp. sativus is the source of this 3385-nucleotide messenger RNA. RefSeq lists its product as uncharacterized. The transcript has 2 exons. Bases 370 to 2172 code for a protein of 600 amino acids. The record is from RefSeq and is a predicted model, not a curated record. Lineage: Eukaryota; Viridiplantae; Streptophyta; Magnoliopsida; Apiales; Apiaceae.
UAGAAUUAUGCAGUACUUCACUCUAACAAUAAAUAAAAGUAAAUUUUCAGUGCCAUAGAAAAAAAGUUAGAGCCCCAGUCAAAAAAAAUAAACUUCAAGCUUUUUCUUAAGCCUAAGAGGGAAUAAGUAAGCAGAUGCAAUCGAUUAAAGAGAAGUUCUUUAUUCCCUCAAUUAAAAAAUAAAUAAAGCUCUUUAUAAAUAGGUGAAAUUUUGUUGGGACUGAAGCUGGAAUAUAUAGACACAACAGAGGCACAACACGGUCACAGUGUCAUCCCCUCCAAAAAUAGAUCACACACACACACACACACUGCUCAAUCCUCAUCAUUUUCCUACUUGUCGAUCUGUGCCACACAGGAAAUUAGUUUAGCAAUGAAGCACAUUAGUCAUCCAGGGCACCUGUUAGAAUUAAAAGAGGAUAAUGUUAUUAGAGAGAAUGCUAUGUGCUAUGUUUGUAAUAAAACAGUUAUAGGCACUCCUACAUACACUUGCACUAGUAAAAGUGUUAGUUGUCAAAGUUUCUAUCUGCACAAGAGCUGUGCAGAAUUACCCCCCAAAAUCAAUCACAAUAAGCACAGGCAACACCCCCUUGCUUACCUACCAUGUGAGGGAAACUUUUGUGAUGUUUGUUAUUGUUAUCCAAAGUUCGCUUAUUCAUGUUUAAACAGCGACUGUGACUUUGAUGUGUGCUUGUCUUGUGCUUUUGAGGAGAGAAUGUAUCAGCAUGAAGGUCACGCGGAGCACACAUUAACAUUGGUGCAGAGGGUAGCUUUGUUUACAUGUGAUGCUUGUGGAGAGGAAGAUAAAGACUUAUCCUAUAUAUGCAACGUCUGUCAAUUUUGGAUCCACAGGAGAUGUGCCUCGUCACCAUUACAUAUUUCUGUUUUAGCUUAUCACCAUCACCCUCUUACUCUUAUCUACGCCAUUCCUGACAUGCACAGGUACUUCAGCCGAUACUGCACCAUCUGUGAUGAGAAAAUUCACGUAAACAUGUGGAUGUAUUAUUGUCACAGAUGCACAUAUUUUGUGCACAUGAAAUGUGCUGCAUCCUCGGAGACGGAAUCUAUGUUAAAUGAGAUUAAUUCAGGCGGCAUUGAAGCUAAAUUGGCUGAUUUGGUACGAUUUCCUCGACGCAGCGAGGAAUCAGUGUUUGAACUUAUCCUAACCCAGUGUGAAAAGUUUCGAGUUGAAGUUCAAGGUAAAGGAAAAAACAGUAUCACUGUAUCAACAAUACCUAGUGAUCCACACACGAUUGAAGAACACUGGAGCCACAAGAUCCAUCCACUAGAAUUGCUCCGGUUUACUAUUAGCGAGGAUGAUGAUAUUGAUGACAGUCAAACGUUGAUAUGUGAUGGGUGUAUUCAACCCAUAACUGUUUUUCAUCCAUAUUAUUACGCUUGUAACCAGUGUAAUUUUUUUCUCCACUCAUUCUGUGCCAUAAAGUUACCUAUGGAGUUGCCUGCAGGAGCAUCUCUGUGUCACCCACAACACCUGCUCUUGCUUCGGAAGAGGGAUAUAUUCUAUGAACUUGUGGAAUGUGGAGUUUGCGCCUACUUCACAAACGGAUUCUACUAUGAAUGUGAGACUUGUGAUUUUAAAGUUGAAAUCCGUUGUGCAUUUGCGCCCUUAAGGAUAAAUCAUACAUCUCACAGGCACUACUCCCUUAUUAAGCGCCCAUUCUCAGGUUCAAGGUGUAACCUAUGUAGAUUUAAUAUUUCUGAAGGCAUUGAGUAUGCAUGUGAAACUUGUGAUAAAUUCCACAUUCAUUGGCAGUGUGCACUUUAUCCAAGUCAAAUGAAACACAAGUAUGAUCCUCACUCCGUAACCUUGGAGUACCCUCCGUUUUUCUACGAGGGAGUAUUUCACUGUGAGGUAUGUGAAAAUCAAGUUAACAACCAGUUGAUGCUCUAUCAUUGUCGUGCAUGUGAUCAUUCUUUUCACUUUAAUUGCCUGCGUUCGCGCAACAGCAUCAAGUUUGGAGGGACCGUUGAGCUUAAGAUUGACAAUAAACUUCAUACACUUGCAUUUGUUGUAAAGAGAAGUACAGGAAAGACUGAUCCUGAUCACUAUUGUAGAUCUUGUGGAACAGGCUACGAGUAUUAUUGGUUCUUUGAAUGUGAUGGUUGUGGAUAUCUGCUCUGCCAUCAAUGUGCGUUUGAGAAGUUGAACAAGUAACAAGUCAUCAAACUUUUGGUGUUUGUUGUACUUUCCUCUGCUUAAUAUCAUUGUGUUCUUUUUUUGCUUAAUAUAUGUGCAACUUGUUGUAAAAGUUUGUUUGGUUCUUCCAUUCCUGUGUUAGUUUAUGAAAGCGAAGUAGACAUCUGUACUUUCUUGGAUGGACUGGAUCUCUGCACUUGGGCUUUCUUAAGAAGCCCAAGAAACUAAAUUAGCAAGAAUUUAAAAAUAUAUGAAAAAAAAAAGCACAACUGGAUAGCACCAAAGAGUGAGUUUAUCCUCUGUUGUUCCUGCAGACCCCGGUUCAACUCUGUUCAUCCAAAAUAUUAGAACAGAUGUUAUUUUGUAAGCAUAUAAGCUUGUUGUAAAAAAUGUAAAAAACCCUAAAAAUAAUUAUUUCCCCGGAUUGGGCUUUAGGCCAUUGAGGACAAUUAGUCAUUAUUGUGGGUGUUUGGCCCCCCUUAUAAGUUGGACUUCUCGACUUAUAAGUUAGAAGCACUUAUUUCGUACCGUUUGUGUAAGAAGUCAAGAAGCACUUAAAAAAAGUUAGGAAUGCUAGCUUUUGUUUCAGGGCUUCUACUUAUUUCCCAAACACUUUAAUCACUUAUAAGUCUUAUCUUGCUUCUAACUUCUACUCCACUUAUUUAUUUUAAGUAAUAAGCACUUAUUUUAAACUCACCCAAACGGCCCCAAUAUCUCCUGAACGUAGCUAUGGGUAUCACUAUCCUCUCACUCCUCUCUUGGUGGAAAGGCGCUAAAAACCCCUCAUCUUCGUCCCAAAUUAAACCCGACCCGAACACCCAAACACAAACCCGAAGUUCCGGGCAUGAACGGCGCAGCAACCCGACCCGCUCCGGUAUCAGGCAUCACCGUCUUUGAAUUCGGGUAGGUUGCAAAUUCAACUGAUAAGGUCACUCUUGCAGGGUACUGCCCUGCUUCCGAUGAUCUCGGGCCUUGCCGCUCGGAGAUUCUGAAGGCAACUGAUUACGGGGCGCCGCAGUUUUGUAUUGUCUUUUGAACUAAAUUUGAAUUAGAGUUUGUUUAAGGAAACCCUUUUGUUGGUUUGUUUGAUAUAUGGUUGAAAUUGAGAAUUGGGGUUUUGGAUGAUGUGAUACGAAACGAGAAAAAAUUCGGGUUUGUUGGGUGUGUUUAAGAGCUUAAUCGAUUGAGUAAUAUGACAAUUUGAUCGAAAUGCAAUGUUUGUUUUGUGUUA